UGUAGCAUGAUUGCUCCAGCCAAACUCAUUCCAAUACACCUAAGCCCCUACUACCAUUAUAUAUAACACACCAACUGAAUCCAUCUUAGUCAUCUUGGCAAGAGGUACCCAUUUCAUCAGAAGAAAUCAUGAGCAAAACCACCUUCGGUCUACUCCUCAUCAUCUGCGUGGCCGCGUUGCAUGCAGAUGCAUCACAAGAGGCUCAGCUCAGAGAGUUCAUCCGGUCCAGAAGGAGGAGUAGUGAUGCCUACAUAGUAGAUGAGACGAGGCUACGAGUUAUUGGUACUGCCAGAAGCCUCGGAGCAGAGUACUCUGUCUCUGACCAGGCCAGGCUGAAGGCUGGCGAUGAGAUCCCUGCGCUGCCGGGGCAACCUGUCGUCGGCUUCAGGCAGUAUGGUGGGUACGUGACUGUCGACGAAAAGAACGGCCGGGCGCUCUUCUACUACUUCGUCGAGGCAGCGAGCGACCCGGCGGCGAAGCCUCUCCUUCUGUGGCUGAAUGGAGGUCCUGGAUGCUCGUCAAUUGGCUACGGGGCGAUGAUGGAGCUGGGCCCGUUCCGCGUGAACAGCGACAACAAAACUCUCAGCACAAACAAGCACGCCUGGAACAACGUGGCUAAUGUUAUCUUCCUGGAAUCGCCUGCCGGCGUCGGGUUCUCAUACUCCAACACGACUUCCGACUACGACGACAGCGGAGACCAAAGGACUGCAGAUGACGCGUUUCUCUUCCUCGUCAACUGGCUCGAGAGGUUCCCCGAGUACAAAGGCCGCGCCUUCUACAUCUCCGGGGAGAGCUACGGCGGCCACUAUGUGCCGCAGCUCGCAGCCACCAUCUUGACUCACAACAUGAACAACCCCACAAGAACUUCCUUAAACCUACAGGGUAUCCUGGUCGGUAACCCAUUACUUGAUAAUAACAUGCGUGCAAAGGGGGCAGCUGUCUACAUGUGGAGCCAUGGGGUGAUAUCAGAUGAGGUGUGGGCCAACAUCACUAAGAACUGCAAAUUUGACGGGUCAGAUGGCGAUGCAUGCUAUUAUGCUGAUGUCCAUGAUUCUGGUAACAUUGAUCAAUACGACAUUUAUGGACCGGUUUGCAUUUUAGCAUCUGAUGGAACAUUCUACCCCAGUCGCAAUAUAGCAGGAUAUGACCCUUGCAGCAUCCAUCACGUAGACGCUUACCUCAAUGAUCCUGAGGUGCAAAAGGCUUUGCAUGCUAGAUCAACGAAGUGGUCACACUUGGUGCUCUUGGGCUGGAAGGAUUCGCCGGUUUCAAUGGUGCCAACACUCAAAUGGCUAUUGGAGCACCAACUCCCGGUGUGGCUGUUCAGCGGCGAUUUUGACUCCAUGUGCCCGCUCAUCGCCACGAGGUACACCAUCAAUGACCUUGGUGUCGCCGUCACGGAGCCAUUGCGCCCAUGGAGUGAAGGCAAAGAGGUUGGAGGAUAUGUUCAAGGGUACACGAGAGGGUUAGUAUUUGCAAUAGUGAGGGGAGCUGGGCAUAUGGUCCCUUCCUUCCAGCCCGAGAGGGCGCUCAUAUUGGUCAGCUCCUUUCUGAAAGGAAUGCUGCCACCCAAAAUGGCGCAGUGAUGUCUGAUAUAGGCAACCUGUGAAAAACUUGUGCAUGAAAUGCUUGAAAGCCACACAUCAGGUGCUGUGCAGCCAUAUAUGCUGUUACCUGUAUUAUAUGAGAUCAUAGUGUCGAUUCUGCUCUGUUUCA
Messenger RNA from Lolium perenne, 1716 nucleotides. Its product is annotated as serine carboxypeptidase 1. The record is from RefSeq and is a predicted model, not a curated record. Gene Ontology annotation, biological process: proteolysis. Gene Ontology annotation, cellular component: vacuole. Gene Ontology annotation, molecular function: serine-type carboxypeptidase activity. NCBI's taxonomy places the organism in Eukaryota, Viridiplantae, Streptophyta, Magnoliopsida, Poales, Poaceae.